GACAGGCUGGAAGGCUGGAUGACGUCUAUAAAAGGAGGAUUCAUUCCUCGGACAAAUCAUUCAGUGAAACAGAUUCUCUCCUCUUUGGUGUGCUAUUUCUCCCUUGCACUACCUCAUAGUAAUCAAUAGUCUAACGAUCCUAUGAACACUGUGGCAAUGCCGUCAGGAUUGGGGACCAGACCGGCGGACACAACAGAAUCUGCCGAGAUGGUUCAUUCAGAAAACGGUACUCGUCAGGACCCCAAAGAGAGAGAACGGAAAGCAAAGUUGAGACAAGAGAUUGCAGAUAAACUGAAAGUAGUGAAGGCAGCAACAGUGGACCCAUCCAUCUACAAAGUUCCAAAUAAUCUUCGAAAAGUGCAGGAGGAUGCCUACAACCCUCGUGUCGUCUCAAUUGGACCUUUCCAUCGAAAAAACCCUGACCUUGUGGAUGCUAUUCGAGAGUGUAAAUGGCGUUGCAUGGUAAGCCUUCUCCAGCAAACAGAAGAUAAAAAUAAAUCUCACAAAUGCUUUGAAGACUGCUUGGACGCAAUUUAUGAUCUAGACGAUAACGUUCGCCAAUGCUAUGCUGAAACCAUCAAGCACGACAAGAAUGAGCUUGCAACAAUAAUGUUACUUGACGGUUGCUUCAUACUGGAACUUUUCAUCAGGUACCACGAAGCCAAAAAAGAAAAACAAGGAGACGGAGAUGAAGCCAAAAAUGUAAUAGAAGAAGACGGAUCUGAUCCGAUACUGAAAAGUAAGUGGAUGAUUGCAGCUCUUCAGCAUGAUCUGGCGUUACUCGAGAAUCAGAUCCCCUUCUCGGUUCUAGUUACUUUGUAUAACAUUGUCAAGCCUGAAGCCACGAUCAAACACUCCGUCGCUAGCCUCGCUCUCGACUUCUUCGAGCCCAUGAAUGAGAAGCAUAUACCUGAUGAGCUGGGAACGGACUUCAAGCAUUUGCUUGAUCUCUUGCACAAAUUCUAUUUCCCCAAACCCGUCCCUUCAGAACCUACUGAAAUAUCAAUCCCGGUCGUUAAUGCAAAGCUUAAUGAUGAACGAAGCCGAUGUUGCUUUUCUCUCAGUAGAAAAGUAAUGAAAAAAAGUGAUGAGUUACAAACUUCUUCAGGCCACUCUUCUCAACCUGAUGAUGCAGCUGGCAAUGAUAAGUGGGGAUUCAACUACUGCGCUAAGGAACUUUUGGAGUCUGGAGUGCAGCUUCACAGUCCCUCUGAGAAGGACGAGAAUUUGUUGAACAUAAAGUUCAGCAACGGAGGAGGCCUCAGCAUUCCGACUCUGAUUAUCAACAAGUCAACAAGUUCGAUCUUCAGGAAUCUGAUUGCCUACGAGCAGUACAGUCUUAGCAGUACAAACAGCGUUACAUCAUACGCUUUCCUCAUGAAGAGUCUCGUCCGUUACUCAGAGGAUUUCAAGCUGCUUCAGGAGAGAAAGAUCAUAAAGCCUCAUCGGAUCGGGGAACAGGAAUGUUUGAACCAAUUCAAGACUAUUCUAGAUGAAGUAGUUGCUAAGGAUGACUUCUGUUUUGCUGGUGUGCGAGACCAAGUGAACGAAUACUGUGAGUCGUGGUGCAAUUUGAACAAGCUUCAAGUAUAUUUGAAGGUGCGCUUUCUAAAAGAAAUAAGGGACCUUCAUAAUACUUAUUUCACUUCUACAUGGAGUAUCAUAUCGUUCCUGGCUGCCUCUGCCCUUCUCAUUCUCACUUUUCUACAGACAUACUAUGCCAUUCACGGCCCUCACAAAUGAUCAUGCUCUUUCCUUAAGCUUCUUCUUCUUUUAUAUGGCCAUGUUACCAUUUACCAACGCAGUCCUGGCUCGCCCUGGAGUCUAUCUAUAAUAUUUUUGCUUUCAUGUAUGCACGUUGUAUGGGAUUAAUCUUCCUAAAUUAUGAAUUUUCAUCAUCCGGGUUUAUGUUUAUGUUUCUUUUAUUUUUUACAACCCUUAUUUUUUACAAGACGUUAAUAUCGCCAAUAAUUAACAACUCGUAAGACUUUUUAUUUUA
This is a messenger RNA of Pyrus x bretschneideri (Chinese white pear), 1999 nucleotides long. RefSeq names its product UPF0481 protein At3g47200-like. Bases 142 to 1743 code for a protein of 533 amino acids. The record is from RefSeq and is a predicted model, not a curated record. The transcript has 2 exons. NCBI's taxonomy places the organism in Eukaryota, Viridiplantae, Streptophyta, Magnoliopsida, Rosales, Rosaceae.